Messenger RNA from Tachysurus vachellii, 3632 nucleotides. RefSeq names its product inositol 1,4,5-trisphosphate receptor-interacting protein. The record is from RefSeq and is a predicted model, not a curated record. The transcript is spliced from 2 exons. Gene Ontology annotation, cellular component: membrane. Bases 120 to 2207 code for a protein of 695 amino acids. NCBI's taxonomy places the organism in Eukaryota, Metazoa, Chordata, Actinopteri, Siluriformes, Bagridae.
GCACUCAAAGUCUCAGUGUGUCUCAACAUCCUCUACAGAAAGAGGCGAAAGGGUUUAGAAUCCUGCAGUCAACGGCUACUAAUUUGAUGCUGAAAUAUUAUUACUCUUGGUAACACAGGAUGGAGGAAAUGCUUCUGCGAGUGUGUGUGGUAAUGGCCAGCCUGCUGUACAUAAAGGACCGCACUGUCUUUCAGGAGCAGGAGGAAAAGGUCCUCAUAGACAUGCAAGACAGGGAAUAUUUGCUGCGGAAGGAGGCAGCAAAGCUAGAGCAGGAAAUGCACCAGGUGACCACAGGGCUGCCACAUUCAAAUCAGGAAGUGUUGCAAAGUCAUGGCAGAUUGAUAAAUGCAGAGGGGGAGGAUUCAGGUGCUCAAAAAGUCCUGGCAAAUGACAAAAUAGAAAAUCCACACCACCACCAAAUGAAGGACAUUCAGGAUGAAGGAGUUCCUCUAACUCAUAACAACAUGCCUCCAGAGUUACAACAUGAAGUCAACAUGCGUGAAAAUUUCCCUUCAGAAGAAAGACCACAGCCAGAAAUAAUCUCCCAGAAUGAAAUUAAUAACAUUCUAGAGGAUGACAUGUCAGGGCACAAGAAAGACAUUCAAGACAGUGGUCAGAAAAUGGAAACAGUGAACAAAGAACAAAUAAAAGACAUUCAAGGAAAAUCACCUUUAAAUGGAGUAAAGGAUAAUGAUCAGAAAUCUUCCCAGGUAGAUCAGGUGCAAGGAAUGCGCAAUCAAAUGCCAUCUGAAGGUGAUGAACGUAUGCUGGUUAAUACAAAUACAGAGGAAUUAAUCACUGCCUCAGAUGAACAGUCAACAGAGAUCUCCUACAACUGGUAUUUAUGGAAAUUUCUUUCCCUUAUAUCUUUGAUUCGCCUUCUCAGGAAAUUCGUCAACAAAGGCUCACAAAGCUCAGGAACAAUAAUUCCCAUCAAAAACAAGACUACAUCUAGACCUACAGGCAUAUUGUCAAAAACAUUUAUCCCUGACCACCAAGUACUGAGCAGCUUUUAUGACCAGUGUGUACGAGUCUCUCCUAGCACACGUGGACAAGUAUGCGAGUUUGUUGAGGGUUUGGUUGAUGACCUUUUGGAAGCUGCAAGAGAUGCUAGCAAUAAAAAAACUGACAUGCAGAUUGGGGACUUUAUUGGUGUAGGAAGCUUAUAUGAGCUUUGGGCUACAGGCAAGACACUGGUGUGUGAUUUGUAUGUACCCAUAACUGCACCAAGAUCACACGGAUUUGAUGUUGAACUUUGGAAAGAGAAAGAUGCUUCAUUGCGGAGUUUCGGCAAAAUCAAAAUGGUGAAGGUUGAAAAUACUUCAAACGGUUGCCCUUGCAUGGAUGGGAACCCUGAUGACGAGGACAUGUUAUGUCUUCUUCAUCCCCAUAAUGAGAGGAGUACGGUUAUGAUAAAUGCUGUUGGUGGUCCACUAUGCCAAGAAAAUACACCAUACCUUUCUAAAAAGCAAGUAGUGAGAUGGUUCAGGUCAGUGAUUUUAAAAACAUGGCGAGAAAUCAGUCACAAGUACGAAUUUGAGCUAGGAUUUUGCAGCCAGGUGGCUCCUGGGGCUUUGAGAGUUCGAUUCAGAUCAGGAAAGAUUGUUCUGUUCAAUAUUACACCUGUGGUUCAGGUCAAAAAUUCAGAAGUGUACUUACUCUCUUAUCUUUCAACUAGUCCAAACAUCUCAGACAUUCAUUGGCCCAUUUCCUUUGCUAGUUAUGAAAAUGCCCUCCUUAAAUACUUUAACAAAACUCUUCCUAACACUUCAUGCCAUAUUUCAUGUCUCCAAAUCCUCUCAUUUUUACACAAACAGCAAACUAGUAUAACAGGGAAAUGUGGGCUUACAAGUAAUCACCUCAAGUCCACAUUGCUGCAUCUGUUGAUGAACAAGCCCACAGAAUGGGAACACGAGAAGCUAACUAGCAGGCUGACCGACAUGCUCACAUUUCUUGAGCAGAAGCUUCUAGCUAAAGACUUUCACCACGUUUUGGUUGGAAAUGCUCUUGUUCCUAUAGACAUUGGGCUUCCUAAAGAAUUUCAAACAGCAAAGCCAAUUAACAUUUUCCUGCCAAUGGCUUUGGAUGAAGAGUCUUACUUGAAAACAGUCCAACACUUUCAGGAAUUAGUGAAAAAUGCUCCUGUACUUGUCCAGGAGUACAGCUCAAUAAAAAGAUCAGGUAAGAGUGAAAUAAGCAGAAUAUAAUUGUUAUGCAGAAGCAGUACCACUUCUGGAAGUGGUUGUACAUAAUCCAUAAGAAAUAUUUAAGCACCAUUAAGUAACAAGAAUCCAUGUGCAUGUCUGUAGGCUUGUUAAAUGUCUGACAAAUUAAGUAUUCUGUUCACCACAGCACCGCAUUAAAAUAUUAAGACAGCAAGUCCACACCAUUUCAGUUCAUUUGAGUCCAGAUUUAUUAUGGAACACAGUAAAAUUCUAGCAAUUCUGCAUUAUUGAGCAAUGUCAUCGAAGGUAUCCCAAAACAUCUCAAAUCCUCCACGAGCCAUGAUGUCUUCUGGUACUUCUAAAGACUUUGUUGCAGGCUGGUCAGUCUUCUGCUUUUCAACCAGCCAGGCGUUGCUUGAGAUCUUCAUAGUCACUAGAUCAAGAUGUUAACACAAAAACUCAAUUUCCUACUGAUCACUUGGCAAAACUACACUUCCUUUGCAAUGAAGUAGGGGAAAAAAACCAAGGACAUUGGCUGACCUGAGGGUUCUGGAACAGGACAGGAAGAAUCACAGCAAGCACAAACUGCAUUCUCUCCAUACAGCUCUGACCACCUAAAGCACAGUAGUGAAUAAGCACAUUUUAUUUCUGCACAAUAAGAGUACAGUUUCAGUAGUGCAACAACAUGAAUCUUACCCUUGUGUACCCGCAUUGUACGAACAAGAUUUUAUGCUUGCAGUUGGUGCCUCAUUUCCUACGGUCAAGUCACAAUGGAUGAACAUUUCCUGAGAAAGUGAACACAUUGGCAAAUUAGCAUAAAAUCUGUUUACAUGUACAUGCUUUGGGCUCAAAGCAAUUUCUCUAUUCUUUAGAUAUUGGUAGAGUUGCUAUUAUGUGCAUAGUAUUUACAUUCUUGUCUGCAGGCUGGGAGGCCAUGUUCUUAAACAUAAGGGCUCCAAUAGAGAACCUUAAUGUGGUCUUCUGGUCACUAGGGUAGAACUUGCUUUGUUGACUGAUCUUACUGUCCACCAUGCAUCUGCACAAAAGCAUUUUAAAAAACGAUGCAUUAUACAAGGGACUGCAAAUUAAAGCAAAGCCCAGAGUCAGCAAAAGCCAUACCCAUAGCUGUCAAUCACAGUGUAUUUAGGUGUAGCAUCAGGGUUUGGAAAGGCAGAGACAUAGCACUUAUUCAAGUAGAUCCUCUUCCCAGUAAGACUAUCAGGAGCCUUCGCUUCAAAGUACAUGGGUUGGCCAACUGUAUAGCUCUGAACAGUGCUGUAAGGUUUCCAGGUGUCUGUAGAAAGAGAUUCAUUUAAUUUUAGCAGCAAAGUGCAGGGUAGAUCAAAAUGGUCAGUUUUGAAAGUCAAGACAAUGCACUCAACCAUAAGAUACAAAACAUCCAGCCCAGUUUGGAGCUUCAUAAAAUGAAGCAUCUUAGUGUUCAGAUGCACUUAAAUAAAACAAAAA